ACUAACCAAUCUGCUACAAGCAACGUCAAGGCAGAUGUUAUAAGCGAUGAAGGGUCUGAAACAGAUGAGGUUGACAAUGAUGUUAAUUUGGGUGCAACGGGUGGUUCUAGAAUUAGAAGACAGCCUAAAUGGCUGCAAGAUUAUGUCCAGUGGUAAAUUGUCUUUACAACAAGUUUUUUUUCUGUUGUAGAGAAAUGGCGAAGACGAAGACUACCAGUGCAGAACAGCUGAAGAAAUGUCCAUUCUGUUCCUUUAAAAGUAGAAGUCACUCAGAAUGGAAAGACCACAUGGCCGAUUGUUAUGAAACCAGACACUUUUGUAGACGAUGUGAUUAUUCGACAAAUAAGAAAGUCAACUACAUACGGCAUCUUAAGAGAAACCAUCCAGACGAAGUUGAGAGAGGUCAAGGCAGCCAACAGUCUGAUAAUGCAGAGGGUAUUAAAUCCAGUGAAGAUAGUUUAUCUAGAGAUCUCCACGAGGACGAGUCUUCAGAUGAAGAGGAGUGGCUCUCACAGGAACCCGACAUUACCAUUGACGAAGAACCGGGUACCAGUGGACCUUCACCCUGUGAGAAAGCCGUCGACCCUACUGUUAGAAAGAGGACUCAACCCAUGCCCGUGUAUACACCUGACCGUUGUAAGACACCGAGGCUGGAUGACAAGACAAUUGACACCACGUGCAAAGUUGCACAUAAGGCUUUUCAGACAGAUCCAGUUGUAUAUACCAAGUCGAUCAAGACAACAACCAUUGUCCGGGAGCACGGACGCAAGACAAUCACUGUGAAGAGGGAGAAGAUGCUGUAG
This is a messenger RNA of Magallana angulata, 803 nucleotides long. RefSeq lists its product as uncharacterized. The record is from RefSeq and is a predicted model, not a curated record. NCBI's taxonomy places the organism in Eukaryota, Metazoa, Mollusca, Bivalvia, Ostreida, Ostreidae. The transcript has a single exon. Bases 129 to 803 code for a protein of 224 amino acids.